Neoarius graeffei (lesser salmon catfish) is the source of this 2838-nucleotide messenger RNA. Its product is annotated as zinc finger protein 726-like. Bases 1 to 1719 code for a protein of 572 amino acids. The transcript is spliced from 6 exons. Gene Ontology annotation, biological process: regulation of transcription by RNA polymerase II. The record is from RefSeq and is a predicted model, not a curated record. Lineage: Eukaryota; Metazoa; Chordata; Actinopteri; Siluriformes; Ariidae. Gene Ontology annotation, molecular function: DNA-binding transcription factor activity; RNA polymerase II cis-regulatory region sequence-specific DNA binding.
AUGCAGGACUGGCGACCAAACUGUAUCUCAAAGACGGAUCUAUACCGACUAUCCGGGUCACAACUGAACACCAGGGGAAUGCUGCCAUUUCAUGACACGCAAACACUGAAGCAGUGGCUGCUGAGUUUACAAAUGGACAUGGAAAUGCCGGUGGAGACCCUGAGGGAGAAGGACUACCGCGUUUGCAGUGCCCACUUUGACGCCGAUGACUUUACCCAGGAAAGAAGAUUUCAUGACCAGACACAGCGCAUGCGUUUGAAGAGAAACGCGAUUCCAAAAGCGGCCAAAUCUUUGGAGGUGUCUCCUGGCAAGGGAAAUGCACCUACUCCAGUCUCAGCACGUUCUGAGGUGGAAAAGAGCUCGUGGCCUCAAGCACUCAAGAGCCUUCAGACUCCUCAAGGAUCUGACAUUUUUAGGAGCAGUGAGGUAAUGGUGAGCACACAGUGUUUGCUGGAGCUCUUCCAGUUCUGCUGGCUUUGUCACAAAGAGUGCUGUAUUAUUACCAUUGAGGGCAAGGAGAAGCUGUUUACAGUCACACAGGACUGCCAGAGUUGUAGCUACCACAGAGAUUGGAGGAGUCACCCGCUGUCAGCUGAACCUACACAGGCCUUUCGUGAUGAGGAAGAACAUGCAGUGAAGCAUGAAGAUGAUGAUGAUGAGAUUGUGGUUCAGAUUGUGUCAUCAGAGAACGAGUGCCGUGAGCAGGUGUUUAUCGAAAAGGAUGGGUCCUGUUUAUCUAGUGAUGAUGAAGCAAGCCUGCAGGAAAAGAAAAGAAAGAGGAAGUCUGAUAGUUCAGAUGAAUGGGAGCCAUGUUUAGAUGAAGAGGCCACAGACUCUGAUGUGUCCAUGGAUGAAGACCUGUUCACAGCUUUAAAGGAGGAUGGUCAGGGUAAACUUGUGAUGUGGUGUACACAGUGUGCGACUGAGGCCUCGCUCUCCUGUUCUGUCCUUCGUCACAAAAAAGUGUUCUGCUGUGCUCAGUGCAGUAUAGGUGACGGUGUUCAAACACAUAAUUGUGAAACCCUACCUGUUCAGUUUGAUGAUGUUGCCAGUUUUCAGAUGCAUGUUGAAAAGGAGCACGGAGCCAAACCUUUCAAUAUGCUGUGUCAAGAUUGCGGCGAGUUUGUUAGAGCAGAUCCUGAAUCCAGAGAUUUCAAAGAACAUGAAUGUGAACACAAGUCUAAAUUAAUCAUCUGUUCAGACUGCGGGAAAAGGUUCCUCACUGAAGUUGGCUUAAAGACACACUACAGUCAGCUCCAUUCAGAUUAUGAUCAUCCGUGUAAAUACUGUCUGAAGGUCUUCAAAACCAAGUCUGCAAAACUGGAACAUGAGCAGACUCAUCCUAAAGAAAAUCAGCCAUACAGCUGUCCAGAUUGUCCGCAGAAGUUUAGCAAGAUUCACAAACGCAAUAAACAUGUCAAGUCCCACCGAGGUCCACAUAAAUAUGUUUGUGAUGUCUGUAAGAAAGGCUUUAAGGACAUCAUCAAAUUAAAACGUCAUAAGCUCGUCCACUCUGGAGAAAAGCCUUUCAAAUGCCAAGUGUGUGACCGUUCCUUUAACCAAAUGGAAAACCUCACUUCCCACAUGCGUGUCCACACUGGAGAGAAACCUUUCUUGUGUGAGCGAUGCGGAGAGUCAUUCAGUCACAACGUCAGCCUGAAGAACCACAAGCAACGACACCAUGACUCGAGUUUGACUCAGGGGAAAGAAGUGCUAUAGUGUGGAGAAUAAGGUGGCUUAUUACUGUGAUGGGGGUUCCAUAGUCAAGCUUUUGUAAGGACCUCUAAAAUAAGGUCAUUGAUACUGUUCAUUGGGAUAUCAGCCAUUUUUUUUUGUAUUGCAUUGUAGUGCCUGGUUGACUCCAUUUACCGUGAUGCCUUGUGGCGUCUUCAGUUUUCAAUGUUUAAAUGUUCUGAUCUGUAUUGUCCAAUCCCAUGUAUUGUUGAUGUAUGUUUUUUUGAAAUUCCGUGAUACCCAAUGGUAGAGCGAUAAAUAUCUGUUUUCCCGCGAACUAGGCGGUACUCGAACAUUCCAGGGCGGGAACAUUCGAUCACCUCGAGAGAGAGAGGCGAGCUGAGCCGUUUGGACAGUGGAGAGAGACUGGCGCGUUUUGUGGUCUGUGUUUUUUUUUGUUUUUUUAUUGAGUCGUGGAGGGACUGUUUAUAACGGACAUCGAGAACAAACGGGACAGAAGGGACCUUGCGUCGGAGUGUGCGCGGUGUGGUUGGUGGUCGGCUCGCAACGUGGACUGUUGUUCGUCGGAGCUAGCUCUUAGCCAACCCACCCCCCUUCUCGUGUGGCCAUCUGCUGCUGGGCCCCAUCGGGGAACCCCCCCCCCCCCUCUCCUCGCCACCUGCUUGCUGUGGAGGACUCGGUGCGGGACCGAGUGGCUGUUCGGCGAGCAACUGCUGAUGCUGGUUCGUGAUUACACUUACACUGACAUACACACACAUGCGCGCCCGUGCGCGUUAACGUUUGGCUCUGGUUUGGACCUGUGGUUCUUGCUGGGCAGCGCAGCGGUUGCUGUGUUGCCUGCGGCUCAGGGAGCUGCCAUCAAGUGCACCAUCGUAAGGGCCCCAACUGCGCGCUGUUUUGUUUUGUGUCUGUUUUCUGAUGUUUGGGGUUGAUCGGAAGGGUUUAUACGAGUGAUCAUUUGUUUUUAUAGUAAAUGUUUAUCACAACUACGGUUCUCUAAGUUGUAAACGUAGCCCACGUAAAUUAUAAACUUUGUGUCACUUUUUCUAGCUUGCUCUCUCUCUCUCUCUCUCCCCCUUUUUUUUUUUCUUAGUUGAGUUGUUUUAUUAUUCAAUAAAUUUUGUACUACUGUAUUUCAAUUCA